AUUGCUGGAAGCUCCGCCCAGAGCGGACAUAACGGUCCGCUAGCGGCUCCUGGACCGGAAGUGGAGGCGAACUGCUGCGGGGCGCGUCGGCCUUGCUCAACGCCCGGCCGUUUCCGCCGCUGCUGCCGAGGUUGCUGCCGAAGCUUUCCGCCGCCGCCAUGUCCGCUAGCGCCGUCUACGUGCUGGACCUAAAGGGCAAGGUGCUCAUCUGCCGGAACUACCGCGGUGAUGUGGACAUGUCAGAGGUAGAGCACUUCAUGCCCAUCCUGAUGGAGAAGGAGGAGGAGGGCAUGCUAUCACCCAUCCUGGCUCACGGCGGCGUCCGCUUCAUGUGGAUCAAGCACAACAACCUCUACUUGGUUGCUACCUCCAAGAAGAAUGCAUGCGUGUCGCUGGUGUUCUCCUUCCUCUACAAGGUGGUGCAGGUGUUUUCAGAAUACUUUAAGGAGCUGGAGGAGGAGAGCAUCCGUGACAACUUUGUCAUCAUCUAUGAGCUGCUGGAUGAGCUCAUGGACUUCGGCUACCCGCAGACCACAGACAGCAAGAUCCUGCAGGAGUACAUCACUCAGGAGGGCCACAAGCUGGAGACGGGGGCCCCACGGCCCCCUGCCACUGUCACCAAUGCAGUAUCCUGGAGGUCCGAGGGAAUCAAGUACCGGAAAAAUGAGGUGUUUUUGGAUGUCAUCGAGUCAGUCAACCUCUUGGUCAGUGCCAACGGGAACGUGCUGCGCAGCGAGAUCGUGGGCUCUAUCAAGAUGCGGGUCUUCCUGUCGGGCAUGCCCGAGCUGCGCCUGGGCCUCAACGACAAGGUGCUCUUCGACAACACAGGCCGCGGUAAGAGCAAGUCCGUGGAGUUGGAGGACGUGAAGUUCCACCAGUGCGUACGGCUCUCACGCUUCGAAAAUGACCGCACCAUCUCCUUCAUCCCACCUGAUGGCGAGUUCGAGCUCAUGUCCUACCGCCUUAACACCCAUGUAAAGCCCUUGAUAUGGAUCGAAUCUGUCAUUGAGAAGCAUUCACACAGCCGCAUUGAGUACAUGAUUAAGGCCAAGAGCCAGUUCAAGCGGCGUUCAACAGCCAACAAUGUGGAGAUCCACAUCCCAGUGCCCAACGACGCCGACUCACCCAAGUUCAAGACCACCGUGGGCAGCGUCAAGUGGGUGCCAGAGAACAGUGAGAUUGUGUGGUCCAUCAAGUCCUUCCCGGGUGGCAAGGAGUACCUGAUGCGUGCGCACUUCGGCCUGCCCAGCGUAGAGGCGGAGGACAAGGAGGGCAAGCCCCCCAUCAGUGUCAAGUUCGAGAUUCCCUACUUCACCACCUCUGGCAUCCAGGUGCGCUACCUGAAGAUCAUUGAGAAGAGCGGCUACCAGGCCCUGCCCUGGGUCCGCUACAUCACCCAGAACGGAGAUUACCAGCUUCGGACCCAGUGAGGGGCCACACCUGCUCCCCGGAAGCACCUGCCAAGCAGCUGGAUUGAGGCGGGAGUCUGGACCCGGUGCCCUCCCCAGCCCCCCAGGACCUCCCCGCGGGCUCCACUCUGCCUCCAACACUCUGGGUGGUAGACACAGUCUUGUCUGGGACAUCUUGUCUCUGCCCCUCUUCGUCCAACUAGGGAGGUCACUCACAGAUUGUUCUGCCGUGUGGCUCCCUGGUACCAAGAAGAUCAAGAUGCACUUGCCAGAUGCUGGCUGCACGUGCCACCUGCCACCGCCUGCCACCAGGGCACGCUGGCUCUGCUGGGAUCUUGGGGGUGUUGCACUGUUGCUGUUUUUGUUCAUGUUGUUUGUAGGUUUAUGAAUUUCUACUUGUUGGUUGGUUGCUAUGUUAUAACCGAUAACUGCAUUGUGCAAGUGCCCACCCUGCCAGGGCCAUGCAGGAUCCCUGUCCCCACAUCCCCACUUCCCGCAUCCUGACAGCCUCAAACAGCACUUAGUGAGGGCAGGGCCAGCCCUCUCCUCCUGAAAACUAGCCUCAUCUUCCUCCCAUGCAGCUGAUGGGUGAGCUUACUUGCAGGGUUCAGCUUCCCUGCGUGCCUCCCAGCCCCAUCUCAUGUGCUGUGACAGUGGUGCCCUCCAGGGCCAGCCCGUGCCACACCCACACCACACUCGGCCACAUCAGUCUUUCUCUCCCAGGGGACAUGGGUCUGUGAAGGGGGCUGGCCCAGUCUCUUCUCGCCAAGGGUCCAGGAGGGCCCGGGCCAGCUCAUCUGUGCCUGGUCCCUGCCCACCUGUGUGUGUUC
Molecule: messenger RNA, 2239 nt
Organism: Trichechus manatus latirostris (Florida manatee)
Lineage: Eukaryota; Metazoa; Chordata; Mammalia; Sirenia; Trichechidae
Gene: AP1M1
Product: adaptor related protein complex 1 subunit mu 1
Exons: 12
Coding region: 159-1430 (423 amino acids)
Biological process (GO): intracellular protein transport; vesicle-mediated transport
Cellular component (GO): clathrin-coated vesicle; clathrin adaptor complex
Molecular function (GO): clathrin-cargo adaptor activity
Source: RefSeq, a predicted model, not a curated record